Molecule: messenger RNA, 5757 nt
Organism: Homarus americanus (American lobster)
Lineage: Eukaryota; Metazoa; Arthropoda; Malacostraca; Decapoda; Nephropidae
Product: dnaJ homolog subfamily B member 6-B-like
Exons: 3
Coding region: 211-1041 (276 amino acids)
Molecular function (GO): Hsp70 protein binding
Source: RefSeq, a predicted model, not a curated record
UUCAUAAUGAAGGGAAAGGAACUUUCACCAGACCGCGGUCUUAAAACAAUACGGAAUAGUUCGAUUUUUUAGCUGUGCUAAAGCUCACCCUGCUUGGGUGAGCUCCAGCCAAGAUCGUCCAGGGAAAGGUGCCAACUUCUUCAAGUUUGCUGAUUUUAACAUGGUGUGGAGUGCAGUUGCCGUCCCAGAGUGAACGGAAAGGAGUGCGCAAUGAAGCAAAAAUAUUCCACAAUGGUGGACUACUACAAAAUUCUGGAGGUGAGUCGAAAUGCCUCCGUAGCAGAAAUUAAGAAAGCUUACAGACGUUUGGCGCUGAAAUGGCAUCCAGACAAGAACCCAGACAGCCAGGAAGACGCUACAAAGAAAUUCAAGGAAAUAUCAGAAGCCUAUGAGGUGCUCAGUGAUGAAAAGAAGAAAAAGAUAUAUGACCAGUUUGGCAAAGAAGGUCUUCAGACUGGUGGAGGUCCUGGACCCACAAGGUCAAGGUCUUCUCGGUCAGCUCGGCAUCACUACAGAUUUGAAGACGACUUGGAUUAUAAUUUCCCUACAUUUACAUUCAGAGAUCCUGAGGAAGUAUUCCGGGAAUUCUUUGGGGGCGAUCCUUUUGCAGAAUUGUUAUCUUUUGAUCCUUUUGAUCCACUGGGGCACAAUGCCAACCGCCGCCGUCGACAGGGUAGACAACGAGGAGGCCCUCCACAAGGACCAUCAGCACACCACAUUGCUAACCACAAUUCCAUCAGCAGCCACUUCUUCUCUCCUUUCGGCUCACUCUUUGGUGGACCCAUGUUCACGCCAUUCUCAGGUAUUGAAGGAAUCGAAGGUGGUGGUGGUGGUGGUUUUACCUCAUUCUCAUCUCACUCAUUUUCUACUUUGGGAGGCCCUGGUAUGAAACGUUCAUCCACCUCAACCAAAUUUGUAAAUGGGAAGAAAAUAACGACCAAGAAAGUAUCUGAAGGUGGCCAAGAAACAAUCAUGACCUUUGAAAAUGAUGUACUGAAGUCCAAAACAGUCAAUGGUGUACCACAAGCUUUACAGUAUUAGCGUAAAAGACAUUUAUGCAGAACACUGUGAAGAUUGUAAAGAAAUCAUUUACCAGAUCUUGAUAAAAGCUUGGAAAACUCCAAUCUUGAUGAAAGAUCAGAAAGAUACUGAUAUUGGUGAAAGAUUAGAAAGUAAUAUUGUGAAAGAUUGAAUAAUACUGACUGUUUUCCUGACUGAGCUAACCUUUUGUGUUCUUGUCUUAGUAAGAAUGAUUUCUUUUUUUCACAUGUGGAAAUCAGUGUAGGGUAAUGAAAGUAUAUGGAGUGUACAUUGUUGUAAGUUAUUAUUUUCUUCUCGUUAUGCAGAUAUUAAAUAACCACAACUACAUGUUUUGUAAUCAGUAGUUAUUGUGUACUGUACAGUUAUUUUAUCAACCAGUUGUACUUAAAAAAAUGGUAUAGAUAUGGGAAUAUUUACAACUUUGUAAAAAAAAUUCCUUGUGAAUGAAUAAGUAAAUAUAAAUGUCUGAUGCUAUCAUUAGUUUCUUGAUAAAAAUCGGUUCCUUUUUGUACAGUGCUGUCAACUACUUGGUUCGAGUAUUUUGAUCUUUAUUUUCUGAGAACGUUUAACCCUCCGUGCAUAUAUACAAUACUGUAUGUAACAAGGAACAUGCUAGUUUUGAAAAACUCCAUUAUAAAAAUUUCUUCCCAAGAAAUCUUCCCAGCAUUUUAAGAAUUAACACAUAAUCCAGAUUGCAUUGAAAUUAUAUUUUUGCUAUCUUCUGGAGUAAGAGAUUAAUUAUUUCUCUAGAAUAUGAUUAACUUGGUUUCUCAAAUAUUUUUUUUUAUCAUAAUGAGUGUUUUCCACAUUUUGUUGAGUUAGCUAAAAAUAAAGGGUCUGGUUUGUGGCAUCACAUGAUGUUUGAAUUGAGAAACACGGGAUUUUUUUUUAUGUAGAUAUGGUUUAUGAAGUAUGGCAUCUUUGUUUUGCACAAAUGUGUAACCCAUGUUCUCUUGCUCAGGAGGAGCAUAUUGUUUCAAAUGUGAUAAUUUUGUUCUAAAAGUACUCUGUGAAAGAGAACUAAUAUUAGUCAUAUCAGUAGCUUUCUCAGACACAGUAGGCAUAAGAUUUGACAGUCAGUGUUUAAGUUAGGUAUAGCAUUGUGCUUACAGUUACAUACCUGCAAUUAAGUUGGUAUGAUAGUGUUGGUAUUCACAGAUAUGACUGAAUUAACUCUGAUCAGUUAUUUAGUUUAAGGUGAGGAAUUUGAUCCUGUAAACUGUUAAUAUUGAUGGCACUAAUUUUUAUAGGACUGAGCACCCAGGGAUGUUUUGGUACAUUACUGUGAGCCACAUUAGGGUUGGAAAAGAAGUUAUUAUUAAUUAUCCUUUCUUAUUUGUAAGUCACUCAUGCAGAGAUUAGGACCAGUGUUGCUCUAUUUGUGGAGCUCAGCCUGCUAACUUUUUUUAUGGCACCUUGUGAUAUGGAGAAUAUGGAACAGGAUCUUAAAUGUUAAGUCAGCUUAGAUCAUUGUUAGAAAGGGAGGUACGGUACCUUUGUCACCCUUGAAGAAUUUUUUAUACCCUUCAGGGAAUUAACACUCUCAGGGUUUUCACAUGCUCCAAGUGUAUGAUUUUUUUUUUUUUUUUGUCAAAUGGGGUAUUCUUGCACUCUUUGUGUAUGUUUGUUUAACAGAAAUUUUGUUGAAAAAAACUUUUAUAUCAUUCAUUCAUGAUGCUAAUGUUACCUAAAUAUUCUUAAUAGCGUAUGUACCACAGCUGUGGUGAACGAUAGAAUCAACAUUUCUUGUGAAAAACAGAGCGUUAUUUGCACCCAAAAAAUACCACCAUCAUUGUUGGUCUGUCAUUUUGUAUUAUAUAUUUAUAUAGUUAAUCUAUUCACUGUCAGUUUGGAGAAAAAAUUAGGUUUCUAACUCAAUUAGAACUUAUUGUAAACAUUGAGUGUUUUGUUUUCGUUUUUUCAUAAGAAAAAUAAAGUUCCCAAUGAUGUUAGGUCAAUUUUUUUCCAGGAUAUAUUGAAAAAACUUGUAAAUCACUUACUCAGGAUCAGUACAGCACCAAGUUUAUCUUACCACAAUUAGUACUGAUACUAUGGAUAAAAGUUAUAUAUAUAUAUAUAUAUAUAUAUAUAUAUAUAUAUAUAUAUAUAUAUAUAUAUAUAUAUAUAUAUAUAUAUAUAUAUAUAUAUAUAUAUAUAUAUAUAUAUAUAUAUAUAUAUAUAUACUGUAUAUAUAUAGUACCUGUUUACUUUUUUUUUUUUUUUUAUAUACUCCUGGCCAGAUUUAAGGGUACUUUAUUGACUAAAAUAAUUGGAAGGGGUCGGGACCUGAGAGUGUUAAGGUACACGCGGUAAAAAACUAUCUUUACAAUUCUUGUGCGAAAAAAUUGACACCACGAAUGAAGGCUUUUGAUAAAGGCCCACGAGGCAUACCUCGCAUUGGCAACCGUGUGUGGAAUGUUCAAUUCAAAAUUCAUUAGAGCCCUCGUGAAAGAUACAUUUUUACCAAGUGUACAUGAAUAUUUUGUUUGCAGACUAGUUGUGUACAUUUUCUUCUUUACUGUGUAUUAACUGCUUAGUACAGGAUUUUCUACAUUGAACAGUAUGCAAAGAUCAAAAUCCUGUUGAGAAGGAUUAUGGCCUUAAUUUUAUGCCUUUAUGCCUGAAGAACUAGUCAGUGCUUGAUGGGCUUGUUCAAAUACUUAGGCUGUUAAUAUCAAUGAUCAAAGUGAUAAACACCUCACAUGAUCAUUGAAUCCUAAAUAGUAUUUUCCUGUAGCUGCUAAUCAUUUAAGUAUUCAUAGCCAUGUGACCAUUCUCAUGAUGCAAAGAUUUUCAAGUUUGACUUUUUUGAGGGACCUGUGGUGCACUGGUAGUAUUUCUUGACCUGACUUUGCCUGAUCACAUAAAUGGUGUAGAUUUAUUUUUAAUUUUAACUGACUGUGUACCAUAUAUGUAUCUAUUAGUGUACUUUUCCCCCCAAAAAGUGUGAUAUUGGCAUUGUGAUCUCAUUGCAUAUUUUCUGGAUCCAUGGCUUAGAGCGUACUGUCCAAUAUGUAUUGUUCAUCCUCUGAGACUGCAGUAUCUGAGUGUUGGUGGAGAAGCAUUGCACUUGCCAAAGAUGAAGGAUAUGUAUUGCUUAUGCUAUGUGAAACAAAAAUUUUGGGGUGAUUUCAUUUCCUAGAAAAGUUGAUUUAGAUGACUAUUUUUAGUUUCAUAUUUUAGCAGAGUGCAUACCAGACACAAAUAUCACUUUUUCAUGGUUGAAGUAAUGGGGAUGGCAGCAUUGGUGUCAAAAGGUGUUAGUGUUUCUGAUUUGUUGAAAGUGUUCCAUGAAACUUGUUUAUGUAUAAGCUUGGAAUAAGUAAACUUUCAGUUAUUUCUAUACAAUACGGAGAAACUCUUGACAGGUUUUUCCUGUGUACAUGUUAACAGAUUCCAACAUUUAAUUUUGCAUUUUCUUACAUUUAUGGAAUUUUUUCACACCUUUCAGUUUAUAAAACCUGUAGACUUUCUUAAUUCUAGGAUGCCAGAGAUGUGAAGUGUUUCUACCUUUCAACAACUUAGAAUUUAUUUAGAAUACAUAUUAUCAUGAGAAUGAAUUAAUUUAUUAAAGCUGAAGUUCUCAGCUCAUGAAGUGUAGCGUGAAAGAUCUUUCAUUUAGUAGUUCUAUAAUGUAUUGUGUUAAAUAUCCAUUGAAAUUAUGGGUUAUAUGUAAACAAGACACUUGACAACUUACUUCACUCAUAAUGUACUUAAUGUCGAACUAUUACACUCGAUAUGUAUUCUGGCAUCACUCGUGCUUUGAUAAUAUAUGCAGUAUUUGUGAGAAUCCGAGAAUCGGAACUACAGGAAAAUGGAGAUGAGGACUUCAGAGAAGUGUAAGGCAGAGAAUGAACCAGUGGCCACUCAAGUAGUAUACAUAUAAUGAGUGAAUGGUAAGAGAAAAUUUGGUAAAAAGAAUGUAUGAGUUAAAGGUGGAGGAAAAAAGUAAGCCCAACAAUGAGAUGGGUGAGUGUGGUGAAGGAAACCACAGCAGCGAUAGAAAUGGACAUUUAGGUAGCAGCAGUGUGUGUGUGAAUAAAGUAGUGAACAUGAUUUCAAGGCAGUACAUGCUGUUGGUGGGCAAUACUGGUUUGUGUGAACCACAGGAGUAAACCAGAUGUGGGGCUGUGUUGUGGAAGGGGAGAACACAUCUUUCAUAGAAGUAAGAUUGAAUUAGAAUGGCAGUGACAAAAAAAAAAAAAAAAUAUGUAUGUUUGUGACUGCUUUUUUUUUUUCUGUCCACCCUACAUUCAGCAGGAAAAUGCUUGAGAGCAUAAAUAGAAAAUUGUAAUUAUAGGCCAAGAAUUGAUUAUUAUAUCAAAGACUUCCAGAAUGCCUUGAAGUGAUGAACUGUUAGUAAGCAAGUGCUCAGCAAGUAGACGAGUGUAUCUUCUGAAUUGUGUACUGUAUAUCCAUUUCACUUGACAUGACCAUAGAAAACUAAUUACUGUAUGUUUAACUGAUGACAUAGGAGCUUUUCCUUCGUUGUCUUUUCUUGGAUUGUAACUACUGUGUCUGCAAAAUUCCAGAUGCUUCAAUGGGUUUGGACUUCAAAGAUGAAGUCCAUUCCAGAUGAGCAGACAAUUUAUACUGUACUUGCAAGGUACCCAAAGAUGAUUCAAGACCAUUCAAGAUAGCUUAACCUUGCUUUGAUUGUAUAUGUUCUAUUUAUGUAAACUAUGAAUAAUAAAGUGUUUAUUAUCUUUACUUAAA